Molecule: messenger RNA, 1837 nt
Organism: Ixodes scapularis (black-legged tick)
Lineage: Eukaryota; Metazoa; Arthropoda; Arachnida; Ixodida; Ixodidae
Exons: 3
Coding region: 265-696 (143 amino acids)
Source: RefSeq, a predicted model, not a curated record
GGCGGGAGCUCGGGGGUAAACAAAGCGGUGUCGCCUUUUCUCCGCAGCCAUUGCGGAAGGCCUUUUCUGUGGCUCUCGGAAAUCCACUGCUAGUGCUUGAACGAAGACGCGGCAUACGGAAAAAAGAGACCGGAAAUACCUCGAAAUGUACGUUACUUCGUUUGACGCGAAAGAAUUUACCCUGGGAGCAUACGAAGCACCAAUAUGCGUCCCGGUCUUCGGCGGUGAGAUGUUGAUGUGAGCCCCCCCAACGUCAGCACGGUGAUGUGCGACGCGAGUGAGCCUUUCUACUUUUUGGCGGAGACCCCUUUUCGCCAGCAAGUGUCUCUGUGUCUCCGUGAAGCACCCAAGUGUAGCUACAGCCCUCUUCGGCGAGCUGAACGGGCUGCCGAGCUUUCGAAGGCCGAUCUCCCGCAGCGCUGGAACCCGGAGAACCGCGCCAUGGCGCUCGCUGAGAAUCCACCGGCUGCCGGGUUACUGAAAGGGCCCUCUGCUCGGAGGACAUGUUGCGGGCCCUGUGUAAUGCCCUCGGCGCCUGUGCAACUUCCGGGGGUCUGCGUUUCACGGCCCCGUUACCAGCUGGGAAGUUCUCCAUGGAGGGGACGACAUCCUGUCCAUCACCAGCUUCACCAUCUGGGACCAAGUGCACGAGGGGUCGCACUGCAAGCAGAUGAAAGGAGGGCACUGCGACCUUGAGGUCAAGCUUGUACAUCUACCAUUACAGUCCUGAAUGGAUGCCAAUUGGUACUGAUGACCUUAUGAAGGUGAAACGUCCCUGGAUCUAAAGGGAAAAUUUGAUUGAAGGCGAGCUGAAGUUGUUUCUGACUUUAUCCUCUUAUGACUUGAAAGUAAUCUGCCUACUUCAUGAAUAUUGAAGAUGCAGAAUUUGUUUCCGUAACUGUCCCACUUUAACGUAAUGUGCACAUUGAAACCUGUUCCUUUUCUGCUUUCCGGCGAGAAAAAAAAGCCAACGAAUCUCCCUUUUCCUUUUCGCAAUGGGGAGGUGUGCAAGACUGAUUACAUAUUUUAUAUAAGCAAUCAGUUUCAUAAGUGAAUGAAGAUAAAAGCAGAAUACAUGUUCACAGAUUAUUUGUGAAUCCUUAGACUUGCUGAAGUGAGUAGUUUAUGUUCGAGUCAUGUAAUUAUGAAGUCAAAACCAGAUUAAGUGCAUUUUUAAGAAGCCUUUUAGACCUGAGAGUUCUGUUUUGACUCAGCAAUACACAACUCACCUUUGUUAUUCCUAUAGCACAGCCGAAACUAUAAACAUGAGCAUGUUGCCUGACCAAUGCUUGAACUGCCGUGAAAUCGACGAAGUCCCUAUCCUUCGAGAACAAGUGUCAACGGGGAAUAGUCGAAAGACCAGGGUCAAGUAUGCACACACAUACUUGAUUUCAAGCUUGCAGAUUGAAAUAAUUGUUUAUUGAAUCAUAUCCAUUCUUAAACUGUUUGAGAAUGUAUUGGUUCAUAUUCACAGUAUAUUUAUUUUUCAUUUCAGCAAGGAAUAAUUUAGAGACAUGUUGGUGUUCAGGCGUGAUGCUUUUAUUUUCGUAACAUGCAAGAGGGCAAAAAAUUGGAUUCGGCUUUGUAAACUGAUUUUUUUAUGUAUUCUUCCAAACAGCAUAGCAAAGAAUAAUAUAAAGGCUACAGCUGCGAGAGUUGCUACACCUGGCAUCUCAUUUGUUUUAUAGCGUGUACAGGUGACACACUAUACUCCGUUUCUCGGUAACUUGGCAAACAUUGCGACCCAAUAAGAGCAUCGGAGCCAGGCACAUGACAACACUCCACGGUCGAGUCCUCGUUAUUGCCACAGCAAGAGCGCCAUCUGCGACAAAACAUA